AUGAAAUCCCACGGGUCCUCCAUCCCGCCCAAGCGGCUCAUCGCCGCCUACAUCUUCGACUGGUUCGCGAUCAUCGUCCUGGCCGCCAUUGGCGCUGGCCUCAGUCGGGUAUCGCCGCAACACCGCGCCUUCUCCCUCGUCGACCUCACCAUCUCCUUCCCAUAUGUCCUGGAGACCAUCUCGACCCUCACCCUCGCCUUGGUCGCCCUGGUCGGGCCCGCCGUCAUCAUCGCCGUCGUCACCUUGGUCUUCGUCCCCGGCCCGCGCUUCUCGCGCAGCAUCAACCGGUCCCAGUUGAUCCGUCUGAAGCUGUGGGAGCUUGAAAAAGGAUUGGCCGGGUUGUGUCUGUCGGUCGCGGUCGCCUUCUUCGUCACGCAGGGCACCAAGAACCUCUUCGGCAAGCCGCGACCCGAUCUCCUCGCUCGAUGCGACCCCGACUACGCCAACAUCGCCGCGCACGCCGUCAGCAACUACGCCGCCGCGUUCAACGAGCGAUGGGUUCUCGUGACAUCGAGCAUUUGUCAACAAAAGGAUAAGAGGCUUCUAGAUGAUGGCUUCCGAUCGUUCCCGAGCGGUCACUCGUCGUUCUCGUGGUCGGGUCUCCUCUACCUUUCCCUGUUCCUCUGCUCCAAGUUCCAAAUCACCAUCCCCUACCUGCCCGGCUCCGCAUCGGGCCCCGAUCACUUCCCGGCGCCCGACUCGCAUGUGUCCACUCAGCCAUCGACCAAAACCCAGAUGGCCUACGACGGCGCCAACACCACCGCCCACGACGAAGAGCACCUCCACUCGCCCGCCACGACCGCCGUCGGCGAACCCUCCUCGCCCACCACCCGGACCUUCACCAUCCAGAACUCCGCCGCCACCCCGCCGAACUACCUCCUGAUCAUCGUCAUCAUCCCGCUCGCCGUGGCCGUCUACAUCGUCUCCACCCGCUUCGUGGAGUACUACCACUUCGGCUUCGACGUCCUCUCCGGCUCGCUGAUCGGCAUCGUCUCCUCGUGGGGCGCCUUCCGCUGGUACCAUCUCCCCAUCUCCCGCGGCCACGGCUGGGCCUGGGGCCCCCGGAGCGCGAACCGCGCCUUCGCCAUCGGCGUCGGCACGGACGGAUACAGCCAGAACGCCAACACCGCGAACCCGACGGCGAGGACCCCGCUCGCGCCCACCGACGCCGCCAGGUUCGUGCUGCUGGGCGCGGGCGCCGUCGCCGCCGUCGUUCCGGCGCCGCCGGUGCCGUCCGCCGACCGGACGGGCGUCGGGCCCAGCGCCACGGGGACGCCGUCCGUCCGCAACACGGCGUAG
This is a messenger RNA of Dissoconium aciculare CBS 342.82, 1299 nucleotides long. Its product is annotated as acid phosphatase/Vanadium-dependent haloperoxidase. The transcript has 2 exons. The record is from RefSeq and is a predicted model, not a curated record. NCBI's taxonomy places the organism in Eukaryota, Fungi, Ascomycota, Dothideomycetes, Mycosphaerellales, Dissoconiaceae. Gene Ontology annotation, molecular function: phosphatidate phosphatase activity. Gene Ontology annotation, biological process: phospholipid metabolic process. Bases 1 to 1299 code for a protein of 432 amino acids.